Molecule: messenger RNA, 2246 nt
Organism: Cherax quadricarinatus
Lineage: Eukaryota; Metazoa; Arthropoda; Malacostraca; Decapoda; Parastacidae
Source: RefSeq, a predicted model, not a curated record
AGAGAUGCACAGGAGAUAUAUAUUGUAGCAGUGUGUGUGUCACUGCUGUUGUCACCAGCUGCAACACCAUCUAUUACACCAGCUGCAACACCAUCUACUACACCAGCUGCACCUCGUCACCACUUACACACAAGUACAACACAAUGGCAGCUUUUGAAGAAAUGGGUGUGCUACCAGAAAUAGCCAAGGCUGUAGAGGAGAUGGAUUGGUCAUUACCAACAGAUGUCCAGAGUGAGGCAAUUCCACUUAUUUUGGGAGGCGGUGAUGUUCUGAUGGCAGCUGAGACGGGUAGUGGUAAGACUGGUGCUUUCUGUCUUCCCAUUCUGCAGAUUGUCUGGGAAACUCUUAAGGAUAUCCAACUUGGCAAGACCUCAAAAGUCAGUAAGGAGGCUUCUCCUCUCUGGUUGAUGAGUUUCUUCGACCGUGAUGCAGGAAUGGCGGUGACCCCUGAUGGGUUGCGGUGCCAGUCACGGGAUCCUAAGUGCUGGCAGGGUGUGCGAUGCACCAAGGGUGUCACUGGCAAAGGCAAAUAUUAUUUUGAAUCAAUCGUGUCAGAUGACGGGCUGUGCCGUGUUGGCUGGGCAACACCUCAGGCUGCUUUAGAUCUUGGAACAUGUAAAUCGGGAUUUGGAUUUGGAGGCACCGGGAAAAAAUCGAACUGCAAGCAGUUUGAUGAUUAUGGUGAGACUUUUGGGCUCAAAGAUGUCAUUGGUUGCUACCUCAACUUAGAUACUAUGGAGAUACAUUAUAGCAAGAAUGGAAAUGACCUGGGGAAAGCCUUCACUCUUCGAAGUGAAUUUAAAAAUGCUGUCUUCCAUCCUGCUGUAGUACUGAAGAACGCAGAGAUGUCUUUCAACUUUGGUGCAACGGAGUUCAAAUUCCCACCUAAGUCAGGAUACAUAGCAGUGUGUCAGGCCAACAAGGAAUGCAUUGUAAGCUCAGGUGUUAAGGGAGGUGGAGAUAAACCACAAAAGGUUCAGAACAAUGCUCCACAAGCUGUAAUAAUUGAGCCCUCAAGAGAACUUGCAGAACAGACCUUAAAACAAGUUCAGCUAUUCCGUAAGUUUCUGGAUAAUCCAGUGGUUCGUGACCUUCUUGUUGUUGGUGGCAUACCUGUGAAGGAUCAGAUAGCAGCACUCAGAGGAAUAGUAUUUUUUUGUGGCCCCUGGGCGCUUGGGGAUCUUAUUAAUACUGGGGGCGCUCUGCAGUCCUGCAAAUUCUUUGUAUUAGAUGAGGCUGAUGGACUCCUUAAACAGGGGCACGAGCGUCUCAUAAACAGCAUCUACAACUCUAUUCCCAAGAUAACAUCUGAAGGCAAGAGACUACAGAUGGUAGUGUGUUCUGCCACACUACAUUCCUUUGAAGUGAAGCGUAUGGCUGAACGUAUGAUGCACUUCCCAACCUGGGUGGAUCUUAAAGGUGAAGAUGCCGUGCCAGAGACUGUCCACCAUGUUGUUGUAACAAUUGAUCCCCGAGCAGAUGCUACCUGGCACAACCUACGUCGCCACGUGCAGACUGACGGAGUUCAUAUGAAGGAUGGGGUACGACCAGGAAAUAAUACACCUGAGACUUUAAGUGAGGCUGUGAAGCUGCUGAAAGGAGAAUACUGUGUUAAGGCUAUUGAUACACACAAAAUGGAUCAGGCACUCAUAUUUUGCCGAACUAAACUGGACUGUGACAAUUUAGAAAACUAUUUUAAUCAAAUUGGUGGAGGUGCCAAUAAUAGAGGUAACCCGUAUUCAUGUGUGUGCCUGCAUGGUGAUCGUAAGCCUAAUGAACGCAAAGCAAAUCUCCAAAAGUUUAAGGAUGGUGGAGUGAGGUUCCUCAUAUGCACUGAUGUAGCUGCUCGAGGAAUUGAUGUUGGAGGCUUGCCUUUCAUAAUCAAUGUUACUCUGCCUGAUGAAAAAAGCAACUAUGUCCAUCGCAUUGGUCGUGUUGGUCGAGCCGAGAGAAUGGGUCUUGCUAUCUCCCUCGUUGCUGCUGUACCAGAGAAGGUGUGGUUCCAUGGAGAAUGGUGUGCAACUCGUGGGCGAAAUUGUUAUAACACAAGAUUGACUAAGGAAGGUGGUUGCUGUGUUUGGUACAAUGAGCCACAGUACCUUGCUGACAUUGAAGAGCACUUGGGUGUGACCAUCCAGCAGGUUGACACGGAAAUGAAAGUUCCGGUUGAUGAAUUUGAUGGGAAAGUGGUUUAUGGUGAAAAAAGAGGCAAUGUGGGUAAGUUAUGUUAAUAUUUGCAUGUAAAU